Messenger RNA from Strigops habroptila (Kakapo), 528 nucleotides. Its product is annotated as gallinacin-9-like. Gene Ontology annotation, biological process: defense response to Gram-positive bacterium; defense response to Gram-negative bacterium; innate immune response in mucosa. Lineage: Eukaryota; Metazoa; Chordata; Aves; Psittaciformes; Psittacidae. The coding region runs from base 95 to 298 and encodes 67 amino acids. The record is from RefSeq and is a predicted model, not a curated record. The transcript has 3 exons. Gene Ontology annotation, cellular component: extracellular region. Gene Ontology annotation, molecular function: CCR6 chemokine receptor binding.
GAGAGACUAACUGUGUUCUGCCUCCAACACCAGCUUCUGUCCAUUUUUGAGCAUCUUCAAAGCUGCAAAGACUAUCCUACUACCAUCUGGCAUCAUGAGAAUCCUUUUCUUCCUUGUUGCCGUUCUCUUCUUCCUCUUCCAGGCUGCUCCAGCUUACAGCCAGGUAGAUGCUGACACCAUAGCAUGCCGACAAAACCGAGGCUUCUGCUCAUUUGUUGAAUGCUCUGCUCCUAUGGUUAACACUGGGACCUGUCACAGUGGGAAGCUGAAAUGCUGCAAAUGGACACCCAGUUCCUAAAACUGAUACCUCACUGACCACAUAGACAUCUGGGCAUCCGAGACAUGUCUCAUCCUUUGACAUCAAUGGAUCCCAGUCUCGGUGCAAUCCUGGAGAGCCUUUCCCAUGAGGGUGAAGUCCCUUAGGAGCAAAGAAGGUCUGAGGAGUUUUUGUAACCCAAUAAAGAGAUUUGCAGCUUCAAUUCAAAUAAAAGCAAGUCACUUUGAAACCAUAUUGCUGGUAUUUGCUCA